AUGUUGUUAAGGUAGAUGAAGGAGACUACAAACAUGUCGGAGUUUAUGUAGAAGAUUAUCAUAAGGGUAAUGGAGAAAUAACUCGUUAUCAUCCAAUGAUACCUUUUAAAAACUAUCAAAAGAUGGCCAAACAAAUUGCUUGGGCAGAAGAUGCUAAAUUCCGUAGAGGCGAAUAUGAUUUAGCCAAUCGUAAUUGCGAGCAUUUUGCCAACAUGAUUGUUUACGGGGUAAAUUACUCGGAACAGAUUGAGAAUAAUAAAGAUGUAAUUAUUGCCAAAAAUAUUGUUCGAAGUUUAGGGGGAUUUCUUUCUAUUAUUACCAAUAAUUACAGUAUUAACAACGGAAAAGGUUCUACCAUUAAACUAACUAACGAAAUGAGUGAAACAAAUGGUAAAUUAGGAUGA
This is a messenger RNA of Funneliformis geosporum, 404 nucleotides long. The record is from the annotation of a GenBank genome assembly. NCBI's taxonomy places the organism in Eukaryota, Fungi, Glomeromycota, Glomeromycetes, Glomerales, Glomeraceae.